AAGGGGGAAACAAAUUUACUUUCUGGUACAUCUGCACUCCAGCACAGCCCAUCCAGCUCCCCGCAGCGAGCUUAUAUGAGAGGAAAGGGGGAAGUUUUGAGUUGAGAGAAAGUUGCCAGGGUCAGUCGUCCGUCAGCAUGGCUGGAGGCUCGGUGUCGGAGUGUAAGGAGUACUUGUUCAAAGUCUUGGUGAUCGGGGAACUAGGCGUCGGGAAGACCAGCAUCAUCAAACGCUAUGUGCACCAGCUUUUCUCGCAGCACUACAGGGCGACGAUCGGGGUAGACUUUGCACUUAAAGUUAUCAACUGGGACAGCAAAACGCUGGUCAGGUUACAGCUGUGGGACAUCGCAGGUCAAGAGCGUUUUGGGAACAUGACACGGGUGUACUACAAAGAGGCUGUGGGGGCGUUUGUGGUGUUCGAUGUGACAAGAGGCUCCACGUUUGAGGCCGUGUCCAAGUGGAAGCAUGACCUGGACAGCAAGGUCAAGCUGGCUAAUGGCAACCCCAUCCCCUCAGUGCUCCUGGCCAACAAAUGUGACCAGAAGAAGGACAGCACUAACAACACGUCCCUAAUGGACAACUUCUGCAGAGAGACCGGCUUUCUGGGCUGGUUUGAAACCUCAGCCAAGGACAACAUCAAUGUGGAUGAGGCGGCGCGUUUCCUGGUAGAGAAUAUCUUGGCCAAUGACAAAGGCUUGCCAUACGAGGAGAGCAACGGAGACCGGAUCAAGCUGGAUCAUGAGCCUCAGGCUGAGAGCAAGUCGGGCUGCUGCUAACGCUCAAUCCAGUCACAUCAGCCGUGCCAUUCACUCAUGUGCCCUGGACUUCCAAGUUUCCGAUUGUUGACUCCCUGACCUAUCCCCAACUGGACAAUAGGAGUCCAAUUUUUGGUACCUGUUGUCUGAAAUUUUUUCACUGCCUCACAACCACCAAAGCUAAUCUCCUUCUUUGACCUUGUGUCUCCAAACCCCAGAUGGUCUGUAUAUUUUUUCUCACCGCACAAUUCACCCAGUAUGGACUCCAUCCCCUGUGUCCUGCUGCACACUAACAUCCCCACACACCCUCUGAAGCCCUGGACUGUGCCUCUCCAAAUAACGGGUGUAAACCAUGCAAAAUGUUGACAUGCAAGCUACAAGCCAACCUGUUGACUCUUUUUUUCCCCCCCUUUCAGUCACAUUAGUCUCUUUUCUCUCCAUAUUCGUUUGUCUGUUUUUGUUGAGGUCAUUCAUGUAGCUUUUGUUUGUAGAAAAAAAAACACACUUACUUUACUGUUGAGUGUUUCAGGAGUUUCUCAUCAACUAAUACAGACAGAUAUUAAUGUCUCUCAAACGUUACUCUUACCCAUAUUUUUGUGUCCCCAGCUGUUCUUAUAUUGCUACAAUAUAAAAUAUAUUAAGCAAAGAAAGGGGCAUCGUACGUACAGUAAUCAAGCUGUCAUAUUUCAUGUUGACAGUAUUGUUGUGUGUCAUAUUUUCUCUGAAAGCAUGAACAAAGUUAGUGAAAUAAUGUGCCAUAAUAAGUAUUUUUCUUAUUUUAAUAGGAAGGUAUGUGACACUUUUAUGUGUUGACUGCAAACAUCGACAAGGACGCAGAAGGCCAUCAGAAAAGUCUGAAAAACUCUAAUGAAGUUGCCAUAUGAGAAACGGAGAAAUCUUUGAUUGAUUUGGUGUUUUCAGUGGUGUAUCUGAGGUCCAUCAGGAAGAUCUGAGGUCUAUAUUUUUUAAAAUGUUUUCGGCUAUGUGUUAUGUAGCUAGCCAACGAAACACAUCAGACAGAGGACUGCUGUCAUACCCGUGGGGAUUACAAUGUUGCUAAUGUUGUCGAUUGAAGUAUUAAAGUUUUUUUUUUUUUUUUUUAAUUAUGGAGAUAUAAUAAUGACGUUUACACAUGAAAAUACUUUAAAUCUACAACAAGAAAAGAAUAAACCUUUUAACCUUU
Messenger RNA from Myripristis murdjan (pinecone soldierfish), 1938 nucleotides. It is a transcript of the gene rab32a, whose product is annotated as RAB32a, member RAS oncogene family. NCBI's taxonomy places the organism in Eukaryota, Metazoa, Chordata, Actinopteri, Holocentriformes, Holocentridae. Gene Ontology annotation, biological process: endosome to lysosome transport; phagosome-lysosome fusion. Bases 138 to 776 code for a protein of 212 amino acids. The transcript is spliced from 3 exons. Gene Ontology annotation, molecular function: GTP binding; GTPase activity. The record is from RefSeq and is a predicted model, not a curated record. Gene Ontology annotation, cellular component: Golgi apparatus; phagocytic vesicle; late endosome.